AUGGUCAGCUUCGGCUUGUUCUGUCUCAUGGGCUAUCGGGACCGGGGGAGCCCGGUCUCCGAGGUGCUCGGCAACGCGGUGCAAAUGGUGCAAUGGGCGGAGGAGGCGGGCUUCGAGGCCGCCUGGUUCGCGGAGCACCACUUUUCCAACUAUUGCGUCUGCCCCUCGCCGCUGCUGAUGGUCAAUCAUUGCGCGGGGCGCACCAAGCGGAUCAAGCUCGGCCCGGCGGUGAUCGUGGUGCCGCUCUAUCACCCGGUCCGGCUCCUCGCCGAGAUCGGCAUGACCCAGGCGCUCUUGGGCGAAGAGCGCUUCCUGCUCGGGCUCGGCAGCGGCUACCAGCCCUACGAGUUCGAGCGCUUCGACGCCGAUCUCGGCCAAUCCAAGGCGCGACUGGAGGAGCUCGCGGCACAGCGCGGCUUUGUGCCGAUCAUCACCGGCCGCUGGUUCGGCGCGGAUUACCUGUCCGAGCAGCGCGAGCGCAUCGACGCGUCCUACGCGGCCGAGGGCAUGGGCGGGGAGGCCCACGAGCUGGGGAUUCUGCGCUUCGUCUGCGUGACAGAGAGCGACGAGGAAACGCUGGACUACCUGGUCAAUGCCCGCCAGCAGAUGCGCUUCGCCGCGGCGCUCCGCAACCGGCAGGAGGCGAUGGACGGAGGCAUGCUGAUCGAGAGUCCGUUCUCCGGCGAGCCGCCGCUGGAGGAGAUGGCCGCGAACCUGCCGGCGGCGGGCUCCACCAUGUCGCAGGCCGAGCGGACCAUCCGGGCCUUCGCCAGCGAGAUCCGGCCCCGGAUCGCGCGCGCGCUUGCCGAGGACCCGGGAGCCGCGCGUUAG
Molecule: messenger RNA, 831 nt
Organism: Geodia barretti
Lineage: Eukaryota; Metazoa; Porifera; Demospongiae; Tetractinellida; Geodiidae
Source: the annotation of a GenBank genome assembly